Talaromyces stipitatus ATCC 10500 is the source of this 2475-nucleotide messenger RNA. Its product is annotated as carnitine acetyl transferase. Gene Ontology annotation, biological process: carnitine metabolic process. Gene Ontology annotation, molecular function: carnitine O-acetyltransferase activity. Bases 1 to 2475 code for a protein of 824 amino acids. The record is from RefSeq and is a predicted model, not a curated record. Gene Ontology annotation, cellular component: mitochondrion. The transcript has 4 exons. Lineage: Eukaryota; Fungi; Ascomycota; Eurotiomycetes; Eurotiales; Trichocomaceae.
AUGGCUUACUCACGUCUUGCAGUCAAGGUCUUCAAUAUGACUUCUUCAGGAAGUGAGGCCAUACUACCUUCCACCAUGAAACUAUCAGGUGAACAGACACAACCUGAAGAAAUAAAACCACAACAAGCCCAAACAUCGUCAACGCCGACGUCCACACCGACACCGGCCAAGAAAGGUGUCACGUUUGCGUAUCAGGACUCGUUACCAAAACUGCCUAUUCCAGAUUUGGAGAGUACGUGUCAGAAGUAUCUCGAGUCUUUGGCUCCAUUGCAGAGUCCUAGAGAACAUGAAGAGACUAAAGCUGCCGUACGCGAGUUCCUAAAGACCGAUGGACCGGAGUUGCAGGAGAGGUUGAAGAAGUAUGCUUCUUCAAAGACUAGUUAUAUUGAACAGUUUUGGUACGAUUCGUACUUGAACUUUGAUAAUUCUGUCGUUUUAAAUUUGAAUCCCUUCUUUCUACUUGAAGAUGACCCGACUCCUGCCAGAAACAAUCAGGUCACCCGUGCUGCCUCGCUUGUCUCCUCAGCACUAUCGUUUGUCCGCGCAGUUCGUCGUGAGGAACUUCCUCCCGACAAAGUCAAGACCACGCCUUUGUGCAUGUAUCAGUAUUCUCGGUUGUUUGGUACCGCUCGCGUUCCCACUGAGAAUGGCUGUAUCAUCGGCCAGAAUGCCACAGCCAAACACAUUGUGGUCCUCUGCCGCGGCCAAUUCUAUUGGUUCGAUGUGUUAGAUGACAAUAACGAUCUCAUCAUGAGCGAGAAAGAUAUCACGAUCAAUCUGCAGGUUAUACUCGAUGAUGCACAACAAACCCCUAUUCAAGAAGCUGCCAAGGAGGCUCUUGGUAUCUUGAGUACGGAGAAUCGUAAAGUAUGGUCUGGACUUAGAGAUUUGCUCACGAAGGAUCCCGGGUCGAAUAAUGCGGAAUGCCUGCAUAUCGUUGACAGUGCUAUCUUUGUCCUGUGUCUUGACCAUAUGGAACCAACCAGCACGGCCGACUUGUGUGGAAACAUGCUUUGUGGCACGAGUGAAAUCGUCCGUGGCGUCCAGAUUGGAACUUGUAUCAACCGGUGGUAUGACAAACUUCAGAUUAUAGUUUGUCAAAACGGUAGCGCCGGUAUCAAUUUCGAGCAUACCGGUGUCGAUGGCCAUACCGUUUUACGAUUUGCCAGUGAUGUCUACACGGACACAAUCCUUCGAUACGCCAAAACGAUCAAUGGUCAAGCUCUUUCAUUAUGGGCAUCCAACAGCCCUGAUCCAGCUAAACGAGAUCCCCGCAGUUUUGGUAACGUGAGCACAACACCACGCAAACUCCAAUGGGACAUGAUCCCCGAGCUCAGCAUUGCCCUUCGGUUCGCCGAAUCACAUCUGGCAGAUCUCUUGCACCAACAUGAAUUCCAAGUCCUUGAUUUCUCUGGUUAUGGAAAGAGUUUUAUUACCUCUGCAGGCUUCUCGCCAGAUGCGUUUGUGCAAAUGGCGUUUCAAGCUGCUUAUUAUGGGUUGUAUGGUCGAGUUGAGAAUACGUAUGAACCGGCUAUGACGAAGAUGUUUUUGCAUGGUCGCACAGAAGCUAUUAGGCCUGUGACUAAUGAAUCUGUCGACUUUGUCAAGACAUUCUGGGGCGAUAACCCAGCUGAACUUAAAGUGGCUGCAUUGAAGAAGGCCACGGAAAGACAUACUGCCAUUACCAAGGAAUGCGCGAAAGCUCAGGGACAAGACCGACAUUUGUACGCGUUGUUCUGUGUCUGGCAGCGAUCACUGGAUGGGACAUCAUCGGUCGAUGAGUCAAUGGCAUUAGACGACAGGGCAUCAUCAGACGAGAAUGGGGGUUAUACCAGCAGCAGCAGUGGACGAAGUAUCAGCAGUGGCAGAAGCAACAGUAUAAGCAGCAUGCGCGCUCGACCAACACCACCACCCACCGUACCGGCCAUCUUCAACGAUGCCGGCUGGGACAAAAUCAACAACACAAUUCUGUCAACAUCCAACUGCGGCAACCCGGCUCUACGACAUUUCGGAUUUGGUCCUACCUCCGGCGACGGGUUCGGUAUUGGAUAUAUAAUCAAAGAAGACUCAAUAUCGAUCUGUGCGUCGUCCAAACAUCGACAGACGUCUCGGUUGAUGGAUACCCUGGAGUCGUAUUUGCUCGAAAUUCGGAAAUUGAUUAGGGCUACGAGCCGUAAGACGACUAGUCCGCGGACGAGUCGAGCGAGAGAGAUGGAGAUUUUGUCGGAGAGGUUGGAGAAUAGACGUGGAAGACUUAUAAGGCAGGAUGUAAGUCAUGGACGCGGAGGUACAGAGACACCGACUACGGAUAGUGGGGAUGUAGAGGAUGAUGGGAUGGGUGGAUAUGGAUUCUUUGAUGCGGGAAUGUUGUUACAUGCACUUAAAGGUGUGCACGGUGAUAGGCAACGGGUUGGAGGAGAGAAGGUUGAGAGGAGAAGACCGGUUGGGAAGAAGUUGCAGUUGGCUGAAUAUUAG